UUCUUUUUCUUUGAAAGACAUCAAAGAUGAGGAAUGUUCAGAAAUUGCUCUUCAUCUUCACUUUGUGUUUGGCUCUGAGCUGCAUGGGCAGUGCUGAAGGUUUGAUCAGGGUGUUUGGAUAUGAGGGGAGAGAUGUGAAGGUCCCCUGCCCAUACAAUCCGGGUUAUGAGAGUUAUGAGAAGUACCUGUGCAAGGACAACUGUGAUUACCCUGAUAUUCUUAUCACAACAACAGAAAAAAACAAAACCAGGUUCUUCAUCUAUGAUGACAAAAGCACAAGAAUCUUCACAACGACAAUUUCUAACCUUCAAUCUACUGAUGCUCGGGGCUAUUGGUGUGGAGUAAGCCGGAAUGGAAAAGAUAUCUACACUGAGGUGAAGCUAGAAACAAGAAAAGACAGCUGCUGUAACACGGUGAAUACGAUCCAACACAUUGAGGGGGGUUCAGCAGCCAUCACCUGUCCUUAUGACUCUGAGUCUGUCAGAAAGCUGAAGUACAUCUGCAGAGGAAACCAGCCCUCCAAGUGUCUACAUCAGGCAAUGAUCACCUCUAACAGCCCACAAAAAGGACGAUUCAAACUCGUUGAUGACGGACAGUCAAGAAAAUUCACAGUAACGAUUUCCGAUCUGAACCUGAACGACUCAGGGUCUUAUCUUUGUGGAGUUCAGAGUAAUUCAGGACUGGAUGUUUUCUCUGCCACUGUACUGAAAGUAAAGGAAUGGUGCUGCGUAAAGUAUGAAACCGUUAGAGGGACUGUCGGAUUAUCAGUAACCUUGCAAUGUCCCUAUCAGCCUGAUCAAAGGAAUAACAGGAAGUUCCUCUGCAAAGGAAGCGAUCGAAGCAGCUGUAAAGACAUGAUCAUGGGUCAAAGUAGAUUCCGAGUGCUCAAUGUUUCAUCUCACUCUUUCUGGGUUACAAUCAAUAAACUGGAAGAAGGAGAUUCUGGUACAUACUGGUGUCGGUCAGACCUAGAUUGGAACAUUGGAAAGUACACCCAGUUUCAUCUGUCUGUAGAAAAAGAAGAACAAGAUGCAGGCAAAAAGAAGAACUUAAAAGAGCCAAGACAACCAGCCACAUUAGCAUAUCCACACAAGAGCAGUACAGUGAAACCCAUCAAUACAGCUACACCAGCUGCCUCUAACGACCUCAUUAAAGGGCUUCCAGAUGUUGCUCUUUUUUCACUUUCAGCAGUACUUCCUGUGCUGCUGCUGCUGCUUCUCAAAAUAAUCCUGGUCCAUGUUUUCAAGAACAAAUGUAACAAAGUUAAAGAUACCGAAAUCAUUGCAAACUGUUACAAGCUCGACUUUGCAGAUGCACCGGAUGUGUGGGGUGGAGAAGAUGUGUAUCAGAAUGAUGAUGCUAUAGUAAUGAGAGCAAAGCAGGGCACCAUGAAGCAAGAAAAUGCCAGUUAUCGCUUUGACAAUGUGUAUGGAAAUGAAGCUGACUAUGAAAACGUUACAGAGAACGAAGAUAUUUACUGUAACGAGGAGUUCCAUAAAGCCCUGAGAAAAUAAAGAAGCAGUUUACUUCUUUUUCCUAUUAAUGUGCCCAUCUUUAUUUGUAAUCUUGAGCUUUUUGUUUUUUUCCUUCUCUGGUAAUUUUGUGAUCCAGAAUAUUAUUGCUUAAACUAAUGUUUGUUUUAAUUGUUUCACAUAAGGCACCAUCAUGGUUUGGUUUUAUUAAAACACAUGUGCUAUUUUUCCACUUUUGAGAUCAUAGA
Cyprinodon tularosa is the source of this 1720-nucleotide messenger RNA. RefSeq names its product polymeric immunoglobulin receptor-like. The record is from RefSeq and is a predicted model, not a curated record. The coding region runs from base 27 to 1514 and encodes 495 amino acids. NCBI's taxonomy places the organism in Eukaryota, Metazoa, Chordata, Actinopteri, Cyprinodontiformes, Cyprinodontidae. The transcript is spliced from 9 exons.